UUACCGCGACUGGAUCGCUCACGAUUUUCAUGAGCGACUCAUGGAUAGUUCUCAAUUGAGCUGGCUUCGUGAAAAAUUAUAAAUCACUUUUAAAUCUCGGCGAAAAUUCAUUCCGCCAAUAUUCAGCCACUGAACCAACUGCAAGAUACUCAUUAUGCCCCUUUAGUCUUAUACCGAUCCUCGAAAUCGUUACAGUUUUCAUCUUGAAAGAGAGAGAAAAAAAUUGGAAGCUGCGCGACGAACUUUUUGCUUCGUUACAAACCGUAUACCCUGUGUACCAGUUUAAUUAGUGGCAACUUACCAAAACGUUCUGUUAAAAACAGACCUUCGUUAUUUGAUUCUCGUAAUUCGUUUGUUCGCAAAAAUUAAAUACAGUUUAGCAAACGACUGAGAACCACGUAACUGUAUACGCGUGGCGAGGCAUUUAAAAAAAAAAUAAAUAAAAGAUUACGAUCGCACUCGAUAAUAUGAUACGGUGGGGAAGCUUCGAAUCCGACAUCUCGGAUACUGCCGAUACAAAUGAGUUAGGGGCCACAGAGGGCCCCGAAUCCUUCAUAAUGGACACCGUGGACAGCGUGAGUAAACGGCAGGCUACGCGUGUCUUCAAAAAGUCCAGUCCCAAUGGCAAGAUCACGGUUUACCUUGGAAAACGAGAUUUCGUCGAUCACAUCACUCACGUGGAUCCGAUCGACGGGGUAGUCCUCAUAGAUCCGGAUUACGUAAAGGAUCGCAAAGUCUUCGGCCACGUGUUGGCGGCCUUCAGAUACGGCAGGGAGGAUCUAGACGUACUGGGACUCACGUUUAGGAAAGAUCUAUACCUGGCAGCGGAACAAAUUUAUCCAGCGAUACCCGGUUCGCAGCCACCCAGGACACUGACGCGUCUCCAGGAAAGACUGGUCAAGAAAUUGGGCCGCAAUGCGUUUCCGUUUUACUUCGAACUUCCGCCUCAUUGUCCGGCGUCGGUCACGCUGCAGCCGGCGCCCGGCGAUACCGGCAAGCCGUGCGGCGUCGAUUACGAAUUGAAAGCGUUCGUAGGUGAGACGCAGGACGACAAACCUCACAAACGAAACUCGGUAAGGCUGGCCAUCAGAAAAAUAAUGUACGCUCCGUCGAAGCAGGGCGAACAACCCUCCGUCGAAGUUAGCAAGGAAUUCAUGAUGUCACCGAACAAGCUCCACCUCGAAGCAUCCCUCGACAAGGAGCUUUAUCAUCACGGGGAGAAUAUAGCCGUAAACGUGCACAUAGCGAACAACAGUAACAGGACAGUUAAAAAGAUAAAGGUGUCCGUUCGUCAGUUUGCCGAUAUAUGUCUCUUUUCGACGGCGCAAUACAAGUGCACCGUCGCCGAGGCAGAGAGCGAUAUAGGGGUAGCGCCGGGAUUCACCCUGAGCAAGGUCUUUUCUCUAAGGCCGACGCUUGCCGACAACAAGGACAAGCGGGGCCUUGCUCUAGAUGGCCAACUUAAGCACGAGGACACCAAUCUCGCAUCUAGCACCAUGGAGGGAUGCCCAGUGGGGCCAGGUUUCACGCUGAGCAAAGUGUUUUGGCUGACACCGCUUCUCGCCAACAACAAAGAUAAAUGGGGGCUUGCCCUCGACGGCCAGCUCAAACACGAGGACACCAAUUUGGCGUCCAGCACGCUUGUGGCGGACCCGUCGCAACGUGAGAAUCUUGGGAUCAUCGUGCAGUACAAGGUUAAAGUGAAACUUUGCCUGGGAGCCCUUGGCGGGGAGCUCGUUGCGGAAUUGCCGUUUAUACUGAUGCAUCCAAAACCGGAAGAGGAACCGCCGAUGCCAUCGACGGCACGACCAAGUCCGACGCAUCAGGCCAAUGAUGGUGAAAUACCACUCGACACAAAUCUCAUCCAAUGGGAUACGGAGGCAGACACCGGUGACGACGACAUAAUCUUCGAAGAUUUCGCACGGCUCAGGCUCAAGGGAGAGACGGAUGCCUGACCGUGUUCCUACAAAGACAACGAGGUGUACAAAAAAACGUCCAAAGCUCCAAGAUGCUACAUUAGCGAUUAACACGCUCUCUUUCACUCACUCAUUCAUUUUCUCUCUCUUUCUCUAUGUCCUUUCCUUUUAUUUUACCGUCAGUCCCUGAUCCAUUUCAGUUCUUCGUCUUCUUCUACGUCACUUUCAUCCGUACACUGGCCGACGACGAUAUCGCCGUAACGUCUGUCAAGCAUACUUCAAUCAAUGCCUGCUUUUAAGGAACGUCUCAGCGUUGGACCUUGCAUCACCGUAAACUGGAGCAUCGUUAAGAAUUCUACAAGGAGUCGCACUAAUUGGAACAAAACAUCUAAUAAACGGAGAAGCAAAAGUUCUUGUUGGCCUCGUACAAAAAUCUAGGUUACUUAGCGUUAUUAUAAUUUUGCGAAUUAACAAGGGCAAAUGCCUCUCCUCGGACCGUGAAAACUUCUUCGUUGCUUAGCGUGGCACGUUCAUCGUUUGACGAAAUAUCAUGGGAAUUACGUCUUCUGGAAAUAGAGAGCCGCACGAUAACGUAAAGCCUGUAUAAGCUUUAUGGAGCAUUGAAAUUGCCAGCCUGUUUGUCGUCUGCUUAUCCUGAACGUAUCUACAGUCUUGUUAUUCACUAAUAAACCGAUUGGAAAUGUAUGGAUGAUAUCGUAGCCUUGAGCAAAUUCGACUGUUAAUGGCGAUAAGCUGAUUGAAAUUCAUCUCUGCGAUUGAUGAAUAUCAGACUGAGUACAACUGCUCUGGAGGGUGGGCGUGGAUCGAUUGGAAGUGAAAUAUCUUGAUAAAUAAGUAUAUCGAGUGUUAUAUAUUUAUACGAAUGGUAUCGAUGAGGUAAAGAGGGAAGGAAGACUGAUGAUAUCUUCGAUACAAUAUGCGAAUGAGCUACGAAAGUAUUUGACCCCUUGCACUAUUGGGAACCUCGGGAAAAGUCAGGCCAAACGUGGCUGCCUCGAUUGUCGUGGUGGAAGGCGAGCGGUGGAGCGGGCGUGCCGAAAUUGAGACCUAUUCUUACGACCGAGCGCAAGGUAGUCGUGCCCGUAUUUACUUCACGCGAUGGAACUCUUGUCAAAUUCAAAUGAAUUUGAAUCAGACUUUUAAAAAAUACUUUAAUUAGUACAUAAGAUGAAAACAAAUUCUGAUUAAUUAUUAUAAUAUAAUUUGGUCCAAAACUAAGACCACGAGUCAGACUCGUGAUAUUCAUGUUCGACCUGAAAUGUCGAGUACGAGUCAAGCUCGUGGUAUUCAUGUUUGAUCUGGAACUGAACAACGAGCCCGACUCGUGACAUCCAUGUUUGGCCUAAAAUUUUCAUCACGAGUCAGACUCGUCAAAAUAGUGCAAGGGAUAAACAAUGCUACCUGAACUCCGUUGAUAUAUUAUUGUGAACGUCCGGUUGGUUUUCCUCAAAGAUUUCGUAUCCGUCGUGAGAUUAUCAUUUUUCAGACUUUUUACCGCUUCAUUAUAGUCAUUGAUAUUAAAAAUAAUGAAUCUCAUCGUAUUUGGUAUGACGUUUCAACGAAUUUAAUUUUUGAAGCUUAUCGAUACUGCGAAACCGAUGAGAACAAAUGACUCUUACACAAUGCUGCGUGGUAACUUGGAAUAUAAGAGGGUACAUAUUUUUAAGAGAUUCGUAAAAUCUACCUUGUUAUACCGCAAUGCCAUAAAUACCAAAGUCAUUAGAGUUCCGUAAUACCGAAAUAUGUAUGCGUAUUCAAGCAAAAAUAUUGAACUUGACGUUAAAUUCGACGAUGGACCAAGAGGAUUUGUAUUGCGAUUAAUUUUUAUUUUUAAUGGUGUCAUUGAUCUUUAAAUCCUAUGAAACACAUAUUACAUAUUCAAAUUGUUUACCAGCUGGCGAGACUCGUUUUAGCAUAGAACUUUGUUUCUGACUUCAUGACUCAAUUCAUAAUGUCAUACGUUUCCUUUAUUUCGUUCAUUUCCUAUUUUCGUUUUUAAUUGUUAUUCUUCUCUAAUCGAACCGUUGUCCUCGACCGUAAUGUAUAUUUAUUUAUUUCGUUUAACGACUCGGUGAUUCGAAAUUUGAUAAACGUUGCAUUUCAACAGUAUCAUAUGUAAUGAUAUGUAUAUGCAGUUAAUUAAGCGUACGCGCAGACUGAACGAGGAUUCUUGAGAGAAGGAAGAAGAAAAAAAGAAGAAAAAGGAAAAUGAUAAAAAAUCAGGAAGAAAUAAAGUACGCCGUGUAUUUUUAUAUUUUUUUAAAUUUUAAUAACUCCGCUACAGAUAAUUGUCUUUUUACUCUGUCCGUACGAUGAGCGAAUUUUUCUUGUAAUCGUCAAGCUUUGCAAAUUGUAUUUAAAAUUACUUAUGACUUUUACGUAUAUGUACUCGUAUUCAUUGUCAUUAUAUACGUACGUUCUAUUUAAUGGCUCGUACACCAUAUCAGUACUCUGAUAAUUACGCAUCUGUGUCAUAUGAUGUUGAUCAUUCAUUGUGUCCAAGAAAACAAAAGUAACUCGAUAUCCAAAAAGCAUAGUUCAAAAUCACAGUGUACGUUAUUAUUACGAAGUAUCGUAAUUUUUUAUCCGAUAUUUUGACCUUGUCCGACGAAUGGUUGGAUACAUUAAUUUUACGUAGAGAGACAAGUCUACUAUGUACUUUCUUAUAAUUAAAACAAAAAUGUUAAGCCAAUACAUACAAUAGAUGUAAUAAUACUCGCCGAUAACGCAUCAUCUCUGUAGUAGUCAUUUACUAUUCACGAAACUUACUAUUCGUGAAUGACAAUUGAUUGUAAAUCCUCUGGUCAAUAAUUAAUAACAAUACAAUAUGAUAUGACUAAAUGGCGUAUAUGUAAGACGGAUAAACGACUUCGUCGGAACCUUUGAUUAAAAAGGAUUCUCAUGUAAUAUACUCGGUGUUCUAGAAAAAUGCAACCAUUCCAAUCGUACAAGUCUCACUAAAAUGCCAUUGGAUAUAUAUGAUAUACAAUUACAAUAUCAUGAGAUAUUUUCAAUUAAUUUUUCAUGUAAAUGAGAUUCUUUCUUAAGCUCGAGCUUGAGGAAUUUCUCGUAUGCGCGAUAAUGCGAUAUCAUACAUCUUAUACCAUGUUAUACGAUAUAACACAGAAUACACAGUAUUUUAUGUUGGCUCCGAUACCAAGUGGAAUCACAGUAAUUAAUGAAAUUUAAAAGAAAGACCAUAGCCUAAUAUCGCAAUGCCAAAGUAAAGUAUUUCGCUUUAAAUUGAGGUGUAACCGGAUAGAUUUUGGAAACAUUAGCCUACUUGCCGUUCCAUUUCUACUCUCUCUCUUUCUUUCUCAUUUUCACUUUACUUUAUACUUCAUUCCUCGUCUGUCUUUUUCACAGUUUACGUCUUUAAUCGCAACGACGAACGGUAUUCAGAAAGUAUAGAGAGUGGAAAGAAAAAAAAAAUUAUGAAACAAAAACAUUACUUGUACAUGUCGAAUUAAUAUUCAAAGAAUCCUGCGUAUAAAUAUAAUUGAGUGUAUGUGUGCCUGUGAGUAUGUAUCUGUUAAGUGAGCAUGUACGCGCGCGCGCGUUUAUAUGUAUAUCCUACACAAGAACUCGCUGUGAAAAUAGGGGCAAAAGAGAUUUUUCUAUUUCUUCUCUGAAAUCAUGAGCACACAACGUUAUUUUAUUACUGAUAACAGAAUUUCAUAUACACACUGUAUAUAUGACGAAGGGGUCGAUCACUUUCAUGCAUUGUUUACUUUGCCAGUCGCAUUUAGACGACGAGUGAAAAUAAAAUCAGCCCUUUGAUAAUUAUGGCACGAGGAUUAAUUAAACUGAUAAGCUCAGUCGCUUUGUUCACGCGAAAGUGAUCAUGCAACAAUGGUGGCCCAUAAGUAUUAAACACCCUGCACAUAAGCGCGCGUGCGCUCGUAUAAUAUUGAAUGUGCAUAUGUGUAAUUAUAAUACACAAAUAGUAGUAUAGUGUCGCGAAUAAAUAUCGCCAUUAAUGGAAAUGUCAAUAAUAAAAGAAUUUGCGAAAUAACUAGUUCGACGAGGAUUCGAAAUAUGUAUCAAUAAAAUGCAGGGAAAUGCAAAGGAGGAGGAACGCGUUAAAGUCACGCGAAACUAUCUAUGUAUAACUAUCGUUACGUGUAAAUUGCAUUUAAAUAUUUAAUUUAUUAAUCUCGAGUGUUAAUUAAGUGAAUAUAAAAGUCGUACUGUUCAUAAUCAUUUGUUAACGUCGAGUCUUUAUUUGUACGAGAUUAAGUAAGUGUCAAUAAGAAAAGAAAGAAAAAAAAACGAGAAAAUGGAGCAUAUUUACGUGUAUAAAAUGAAUAGAUAGUUAACGAUGAAAUAUAUAAUAUAUUAUAUUGUACAUGUAAAAA
Cephus cinctus (wheat stem sawfly) is the source of this 6295-nucleotide messenger RNA. It is a transcript of the gene krz, whose product is annotated as beta-arrestin-2. The coding region runs from base 468 to 1955 and encodes 495 amino acids. Gene Ontology annotation, molecular function: G protein-coupled receptor binding. The record is from RefSeq and is a predicted model, not a curated record. The transcript is spliced from 9 exons. Gene Ontology annotation, cellular component: cytoplasm. Lineage: Eukaryota; Metazoa; Arthropoda; Insecta; Hymenoptera; Cephidae. Gene Ontology annotation, biological process: signal transduction; G protein-coupled receptor internalization.